Molecule: messenger RNA, 2884 nt
Organism: Papilio xuthus (Asian swallowtail)
Lineage: Eukaryota; Metazoa; Arthropoda; Insecta; Lepidoptera; Papilionidae
Product: multiple C2 and transmembrane domain-containing protein 1
Exons: 14
Coding region: 155-2233 (692 amino acids)
Biological process (GO): regulation of neurotransmitter secretion
Cellular component (GO): synaptic vesicle membrane
Molecular function (GO): calcium ion binding
Source: RefSeq, a predicted model, not a curated record
UAAACAGUGAGCUAUUGUUCGAUUGACACGUCUUUAUAGCAUCAUUUUAAUUAAAUUAUAUCGCUAAUCUUUUUUACCGUUUAAGUGAUGAAGGUAAAUAAACAAAUAUCAAGAAUUUUAAACUUGACGGUGUAUUAAAGUUACGUUAUUAGUGAUGUCGUUUAGAAAGAAUAGAUAUUUUAGAACAAAAUCUGUAUUAGAAUAUCACGAGACCGAGACUCAAACUGAGCUCCCCUUGACAAAUGGCAAUGGUUGUAAACAAAAACGUGUACCUUCUUCGCCUAAAACUAUGCAGACGGAGGCCUUGUGGAAAAAAGAUAGCGAAGAUGUUAUUCUAAAUAGUGUCAUACCUAAAACUACGUCAAUCGAAAGAAAUAAUGAAUCAUUGAAUAAUGUUAGUGAUAUUGAGGUAAAUCCCAACGUAAACGCGUCCGUUUCCAAUGGUCAAGCACAUUCUAAUUUGGAAGGAAGACCGUCAAUUCCAAUUCCGGACAGUUUCGCGAUGGACCCGCUCGCGCCCACCGCGCUUGCGGUCUCAUCCGACUUUAUGGACCGAAUCGGUAGUGGACUGACUCUCUUAAGAGACCACGGGAAAAAAGUACAAAAGUAUUUAUGGAAGAGCAAAAAACUUGAUGUUACCAAGAAAUCAUUGAAAUCUCAAGUGAAUAUUGUUCUCGUGGAUGCCAAAGACUUGCCAGAUGAAAUUUCAUCCAAUACAAAUGGCCUUUACUGCAAAUUUAGGUUAGGUAAUGAAUCACACAAGUCAAAACAAGUCACAAAAUCAAAACCAGAAUGGCGGGAAAGAUUCAAUCUAUACAUGUAUGAGGACAGUAAUUUGGAAGUCAAAGUGUGGCACAAAGGAAAACAAAAGACAUUUGUAGGCAGAUGCGUCAUCGAUCUAUCGCAACUGGAAAGAGAGCGGACUCAUGAGCUGUGGCAAGAGCUUGAGUACGGAUACGGGAGUCUCCACAUGCUGGUCACGCUGGGUGGCUCAGAGCGAUGCGUCUCCACAGAUAACCUGACUGUAGCCAACGGGGUUACACAUCAACCGACAAUAACAGAGGAGAAAUAUACAUGGUAUCGCUUGGAGAAUAAUUGGAACGAAGUGGGUCAGCUAUCGGUGACCGUACACGGCGCCAGGGGCUUAAGCUCGCUAGGUCUCAAUGGCAGCAUUGAUGCGUACUGCGUGCUUGAGGUGGACAACGCGAGAGUACAGACCCACGCCGUCCGAAACUCUAGCGACCCUACCUGGAACAAGAACUUCAUAUUCAAUAUCAAUGACGUGACGUCGACGUUGGACAUUACAAUUUAUGACGAAUCAAUAAUACAGUCAAUGAAAGGGGAAACCCUUGGCAAAAUAUCGAUACCUCUAUUGAGGAUAAAUAACAACGAGAAGAAAUGGUACGCAUUGAAGGACCGAUCGAAAAAGCACAGCGCCAAAGGAAAUUGUCCCAGAAUUCUGUUAGAAAUGUCUUUGGAAUGGAAUCCGAUAAAGGCAUCGUUACGAGUACUAAGUCCAAAGCCAACUAAAUACGUUGAAAAACCACCGAAAUUCAGUAUCCCACUGAUAUACAAUAAUUUGAAGUUUAUCAAAGUUGUAUUCGACUACAUAUACCUAGGAAAUGUAUAUUUCAAAAAUAUAUUUGAAUGGGACAACAGAGAGAAAUCGGCAUUAGCUUUAGGAGCAUGGCUUUUAUUCUGGUACUUCUUUCGGAUGUGGAUGAUGCCUCUCCUUUUGAUAGUACCAUUCCUUCCAUACUGGGUGAUGUAUAGAGCAGGAAACAAUUGCAGUCAAAUUCUUCCGAUUCUAACUGACGAAGACACAUCAGAAGAGGAUAAUGAAAUACAAAAGGAUGACAAAACAAUAUCGACACGUUUGUACGAGCUCCAGGACUUGACGUUUACUAUUAAAAAUGGUAUCGACUACAUCGUUUCAAUAAUUGAAAGAUUAAAAAAUUUGAUUAACUUCAGUGUGCCGUAUUUAAGUUAUUUAGCCAUAAUUGGGUUAACAAUUGCUUCAAUUGCGUUUUACGUGAUACCUGUCAACUAUCUAUUUAUGGCAUUAGGUAUAUACAAGUUUACAAGGAAGGCUAUGAAUCCUAACAGAGUUCCUAACAAUGACAUACUAGACUUCAUAUCACGUGUUCCAGACAAUGAGAUUUUGAAACAAUGGCGGGAGCUGAAAGUAACAGAAUCGAGUAUCAGCAGGUCUGACUCGAUGAAAAGACGGUAGUGCAUGACAUAUCCAGGAAUCUGUAGACUGUAGUGCCAUAAUCAGAGUAGAUUUUCUUACUACCCUACGUGUACAGCGCAGGGUACAUGAAGAUUGUGAUCGUUUUAGUGCGUAAUAAUUUAUUAAUGUUCCAUGUACAGUUGUAUUAAGUACCUAUAAGAAUUAUGUAAUAUUAAAAUCAGUCAAACGAAAUCAGUUACACUUCUUUGCAUUGCGUUUUAUACAUAAUGAAAAACUUAGUCAAGUUACUUAGCAAUCAAUGUGAUAAAUCUCAUAGAAAAUCACAUACUUGUUUGUUUAUGUCAUGUUAACGUGAGUUUUCAUUGCCGAAACAGUUGUAAAAAACAUAUUGUUAUCCCUCUCGUUUUCUUUGAAAUACGAUGAUAACUUUGGUUACUAUUAUGUUUGACUUAAGAUGUCUUGGUAUUCAGAAACUUACGCUAAGUUUUUUCAGUUUAUGAAGCACAUCAUUGUAAAGAAGUGUAUCUGUCAGGCACUCACAAUGCAUUUUUAGUUGUAGAGUAAAAUAAUUAUGUAAGUAUUAGUAACAGAAAGACAAUUCAACUAUUGACUCAAUAUAUCAAAAUUUGUAUAUAAAUAUUCAGGUUAAAAAAGCGAAAGAAAACUUUUAAGACUGUACAAAUUUUUAAU